AUUGGUUUUGUAGGUUUUCCAUCUGUCGGGAAGUCAACAUUAUUGAGUAACUUAGCUGGUGUGUAUUCAGAGGUAGCAGCCUACGAGUUCACCACCCUAACAACGGUACCAGGUGUCAUCCGCUACAAAGGUGCCAAAAUUCAGUUAUUAGAUUUACCAGGUAUUAUUGAAGGUGCUAAGGAUGGAAAAGGAAGAGGAAAACAAGUUAUUGCAGUGGCACGAACCUGCAGCUUGAUUUUCAUUGUUCUCGAUGUACUAAAACCUUUACAACACAAGAAGCUCAUAGAAUAUGAAUUAGAAGGAUUUGGCAUCCGAUUGAACAAGUCUCCACCAAACAUCCAUUUCCGGCGGAAAGACAAAGGCGGCAUUAACCUUACAUUUACGGCUUCUCAAUCAGAGUUGGACUUGGAUACUGUAAAGACCAUCCUUGGAGAAUAUCGAAUCCACAACGCUGAUAUCGUGUUGCGCUAUGAUGCUACAGCAGAAGAUCUGAUUGAUGUUGUCGAGGGCAACCGAGUCUAUAUCCCUUGUAUUUACGUACUCAAUAAAAUUGAUCAAAUAUCAGUUGAGGAAUUAGACAUUAUCUACAAAAUACCCCAUUGUGUACCAUUAUCGGCUCACCACAAGUGGAACUUUGAUGAUCUCCUCGAGAGACUUUGGGAAUAUUUAAAACUGGUUCGAAUCUAUACUAAACCGAAAGGCCAGCUCCCAGACUACCGUUCUCCAGUUGUUUUGAAACAAGGCAAAAGCAGUGUGGAAGAUUUCUGUGACAAAAUUCAUCGGAACAUCAUGAGAGAGUUCAAACAUGCCUUGGUAUGGGGCUCAUCCGUGAAACAUCAGCCUCAAAAGGUUGGCAAAGACCAUAUCCUGUGUGAUGAAGAUGUCGUUCAGAUUGUGAAGAAAUAAAGUCACCUACUGGUCUACCACCUCCUUUCUUCUAUGGAGAAAUGCAGCAAGCAAGCAAGAACAACAAUGAUAAUGAUGAGAAAAAUAAAUAAUUAUUUACAGUGGAAUGUGGAAUGUUUUUUGUUUUUUUAAAAGCAUCGCAGUAAAUGGUUUGAAAUUGAAGGUUAAAGGGGGAAAAAAAAAUCUUCAGUGAGACACUUUAAAAAUGAAGUGGAUAAAAGGAUUAAAAAAUAAAUUAGGGAGGAAACAGUGAAGUGGUUAUUGAUUGAGAUAAGAAACUAAAUAAAAUCAAAAGAAAAAAAAUAAAGAGAGGAAGAUGCAGAGAUAGAUGGAAAGAAAAUUUUGAAGAAAUUCUUUUCUUUUUGACACUGGGUACUAAAAAAGAAAAAAAAAUGGAACAGCAAAAGUCAACCAAAAGCAAAAGUAAAAAGAAAAAAACCUCAAAAAACCUCAAAUAUUUCUUUCUCCUCUUUUCUUUUCUCUUCCUGUCAGAAGAAUUCUUUCUGAAAUUUGAGAUAUUCGAAAUAAUAAAAAUGUGAUAUCGGA
This is a messenger RNA of Octopus bimaculoides (California two-spot octopus), 1452 nucleotides long. RefSeq names its product developmentally-regulated GTP-binding protein 1. Gene Ontology annotation, molecular function: GTPase activity; GTP binding. Lineage: Eukaryota; Metazoa; Mollusca; Cephalopoda; Octopoda; Octopodidae. The record is from RefSeq and is a predicted model, not a curated record.